This is a messenger RNA of Dioscorea cayenensis subsp. rotundata (Guinea yam), 2155 nucleotides long. Its product is annotated as protease Do-like 9. The record is from RefSeq and is a predicted model, not a curated record. Gene Ontology annotation, biological process: proteolysis. Gene Ontology annotation, molecular function: serine-type endopeptidase activity; protein binding. The transcript is spliced from 9 exons. Bases 109 to 1824 code for a protein of 571 amino acids. NCBI's taxonomy places the organism in Eukaryota, Viridiplantae, Streptophyta, Magnoliopsida, Dioscoreales, Dioscoreaceae.
UCCGAAUCCCUAAACUCAUCAAAAUCCCCAAAAUAAUUUUGUGAAAUUUCCCAUUUUGUGAGCUCCUCCACCGCCCAUCUCAAAGAACGAGAACCCUAAUCUCCGCCAAUGGCGACCGAUCACAAGCGCAAGCGAGGCCGCAAGGCCAAGCAACCCCUCACCGAGACCCUGGACCUUCAAAUUUCGGCCUCUCCCGCUGUGCCUGAUGACCCCGAGGCUUCCAACCCUUCCCCGCCGACCACCCGGAAGCGCCGUGGCCGUCCUCGCAAGGUCCAGCGCCAGUCUGACGCUGCGAAGCCAUCAUCCACCCCUACGGCUCGGUGCUCGCACCUUGUCGUUGCCAAUGGGGAUUGCACGGCCGAUGGCCUCAAGGUUGUCGCUGGGGAACCCCCGCCUAGGUGGGAGCAGGUGGCGCGGGUCGUGCCUUCCAUGGAUGCGGUCGUGAAAGUGUUUUGCGUCCAUACGGAGCCCAAUUUCUCAUUGCCGUGGCAGCGGAAGCGGCAGUACAGCUCGAGCAGCAGUGGCUUCAUCAUCAGUGGAAGGAGGGUGCUCACAAAUGCGCACUCAGUGGAGCAUUACACCCAGGUUAAACUUAAGAAACGUGGUUCAGAUACCAAGUAUCUUGCAACCGUGCUCGCCAUCGGCACAGAAUGUGAUAUCGCCUUGUUGACUGUGAACGAUGAUGAGUUUUGGGAAGGAGUUUCACCUGUUGAGUUUGGAACCUUGCCUGCACUUCAAGAUGCUGUUACAGUAGUUGGGUACCCAAUCGGGGGAGACACAAUCUCUGUAACAAGUGGUGUUGUGUCUCGCAUGGAGAUAUUAUCAUAUGUCCAUGGUUCCACAGAGCUUUUGGGGUUGCAGAUUGAUGCAGCUAUAAACUCUGGAAACUCGGGUGGCCCUGCUUUUAAUGAUAAAGGCAAAUGCGUUGGCAUAGCAUUCCAGUCCCUUAAGCAUGAAGAUGUGGAAAAUAUAGGUUACGUCAUACCUACACCUGUUAUUAUGCACUUUAUACAUGAUUAUGAAAAAUCGGGUGAAUACACAGGCUUCCCUUCACUAGGAAUUGAGUGGCAGAAAAUGGAAAACCCUGAUCUUCGCAAAUCAAUGGGUAUGGCACCUGAUCAGAAGGGAGUACGUAUCAGGAGAAUAGAGCCUACUUCACCAGAAUUUCAGUUUUUGAAGCCUUCUGACAUUAUUAUUAGUUUUGAUGGAAUCAAUAUUGCUAAUGAUGGAACAGUUCCUUUCAGGCAUGGAGAGCGAAUUGCAUUCAGUUACCUUGUGUCUCAGAAGUAUACAGAAGAGAGUGUAUUCGUCAAAGUUUUACGCAAUUCCAAAGUCUUGGAGUUCAAUAUAAAACUUUCAGCUCACAGGAGACUCAUUCCUGCUCAUAUCAAGGCAAAGCCACCUUCAUAUUACAUCAUAGCUGGCUUUGUUUUUACAGUUGUAUCUGUUCCCUAUCUUCGUUCUGAGUAUGGCAAGGAUUACGAAUUUGAAGCCCCUGUCAAAUUGUUGGACAAGCAUUUACAUGCAAUGGCUGAAUCACCUGAUGAACAAAUUGUGGUGGUUUCUCAGGUACUAGUGGCAGAUAUUAACAUUGGCUAUGAAGAUAUCGUCAAUACUCAGGUACUUGCUUUUAAUGGCAAGCCGGUGAAGAACCUGAAAAGUUUAGCAACAAUGGUAGAGAGCUGCAAGGAUGAGUUUUUACAGUUUGAUUUGGAGUAUCAACAGAUAGUGGUCUUGCACACAAAGACAGCAAAAGCAGCAACACUGGAUAUUCUCACAACUCACUGCAUACCAUCGGCAAUGUCCGAAGAUUUAAAGAGUUGAAGAGGAGAAUUUGAGUUCAUAUACCAGAUGCCUCCAUGAAACUCAUUGAAUUUACCCAUCUAAGAACAGCAGCAUCUGUGAUGAAUUGCUGUGUCUAAAGGUUUUUCUUGUUUUCUCCUUUAGCUUCUUCAUAUAUGCUCAGACAGUUUUGUUUUCAUAUUCUAUUGCUGAUAGAACCAUAACCUUAAAUAGUGAACAGUUUGAGCAUCCAGGAACAAUGAGCAUCUUAUCUUGUUUGCAUAAAUAGCUAUUUUUCAUGCAUGCAUUAUCUAUACCCUAUAAAAAUCUCAUAAUUUUGUGCCUGACCAAAUAAAAGAAUACUUGAAUAUUA